AAAAGUUUUUAAAGUAAAAAAGACUAAGAGCAAUUAUGGGUGAUCAAAGAGGAACACGCGUCUAUGUUGGCAAUUUGACCGACAAAAUCAAGAAAGACGAUUUGGAGGGAGAGUUCACAAAAUAUGGUAAAUUAAAUUCCGUAUGGAUUGCCUUCAAUCCACCAGGUUUUGCUUUUGUUGAAUUCGAGCAUCGUGAUGAUGCCCAAAAGGCCUGCGAUGUGCUGAACGGCACCGAGCUCUUGGGCUCCCAGCUACGUGUGGAAAUCAGCAAAGGUCGUCCACGACAAGGUGGGCGUCGCCCAGGCGGCCGUGGUGGUGGUCGCGAUGGCGGACGACGUGAUGGUGGCUUCGGCGGUGGUCGUCGUAGUGGCAGCAGUGGUGGUGGCUUCCGGCCACGUAAUUCAUCCAGCGGUGGACGUUAUCAGGAUCGCGGUUAUGGUGGUGGCUCCGGAGGUGGCCGUUCCGGUGGAGGCUAUGGACGCGAUAGCUAUGGAGGAUCGGGAGGUGGUCGCUCCGGCGGUGGUUAUGGCCGUGAUGGCGGCGGUGGUGGCUUCAGUCGUCGUGAUUCAUAUGGCCGCGAUGGUGGCAGUCAAAGUGGUGGUGGACGUUCGUUUGGUGGUCAAAGUGGUGGCGGCGGUGGUGGUCGUUUUAGAUCACGUUCUCCAAUGGGUCGCUUCUAAGG
Molecule: messenger RNA, 682 nt
Organism: Musca vetustissima
Lineage: Eukaryota; Metazoa; Arthropoda; Insecta; Diptera; Muscidae
Gene: solo
Product: RNA-binding protein Rsf1
Exons: 1
Coding region: 36-680 (214 amino acids)
Cellular component (GO): ribonucleoprotein complex; nucleus; cytoplasm
Molecular function (GO): mRNA binding
Source: RefSeq, a predicted model, not a curated record